Moesziomyces antarcticus is the source of this 1317-nucleotide messenger RNA. RefSeq names its product adenylosuccinate synthetase. Lineage: Eukaryota; Fungi; Basidiomycota; Ustilaginomycetes; Ustilaginales; Ustilaginaceae. Gene Ontology annotation, cellular component: cytoplasm. The record is from RefSeq and is a predicted model, not a curated record. Gene Ontology annotation, molecular function: GTP binding; adenylosuccinate synthase activity. Gene Ontology annotation, biological process: 'de novo' AMP biosynthetic process; IMP metabolic process. The transcript has a single exon. The coding region runs from base 1 to 1317 and encodes 438 amino acids.
AUGGCUGCGAUGCCAAAACCCUCCGACUCCAAGACGGGCGGCAAGGCCACCGUCUUGCUCGGAUCCCAGUGGGGCGACGAGGGCAAAGGCAAGCUCGCCGAUGUGCUCAGCGGCCAGAUGGACGUCUGCGCACGCUGCGCCGGCGGCAACAACGCCGGCCACACCAUCGUCGCCGACGUCAACGGCGUCAAGACCAAGUUCGACUUCCACCUGCUCCCCUCGGGUCUCGUCAACCCGCGCUGUGCCGGAUUCAUCGGCUCCGGCGUGGUGGUGCACGUGCCGUCGUUCUUCGCCGAGCUGGACAACAUCCAGAAGAAGGGCCUCAACUGCGACGGCCGCCUCUUCAUCUCGGACCGAGCUCACCUCGUGUUCGACUUCCACCAGGUCGUCGACGGCCUCAAGGAGGUCGAGCUCGGCGGAAGCAGCAUCGGCACCACCAAGAAGGGCAUCGGUCCGGCCUACUCGUCCAAGGCGUCGCGCUCCGGUCUGCGUGUCCACCACCUCUACGACCAGGAGCUCUUCGCCUCCAAGUUCCGCAAGCUCGUCGAGGGCCGCUUCAAGCGUUACGGACACUUUGAGUACGACACCGAGGGCGAGAUCGCCCGCUACCGUGCCUUCGCCGAGCGUCUCCGACCGCACAUUGUCGACGGCGUCAGCUUCAUCCACACCGCGCUCGCUCAGAACCGCAAGGUGCUGGUGGAGGGCGCCAACGCGCUCUUCCUCGACAUCGACUUUGGCACGUACCCCUUCGUGACGAGCUCGUCGACCUCCAUCGGCGGUGUGCUCACCGGCCUCGGUAUCCCGCCCACCGCCAUCGGCAACGUGAUCGGCGUCAUGAAAGCCUACACCACGCGUGUCGGCAUGGGACCCUUCCCCACGGAGCUGCACGAGGAGAUCGGCCACCACCUGCAGGAGGUCGGAGCCGAGUACGGCACGACGACGGGGCGCCGACGCCGCUGCGGCUGGCUGGACCUGAUCAUGAUGCGCUACUCGUGCCUGAUCAACGGCUACACCAGCCUCAACCUGACCAAGCUCGACGUGCUGGACCAGCUCAAGGAGCUCAAGGUGGCGGUGGGCUACGUUGUGGACGGCAAGGAGCUGCCGAGCUUCCCGGCGGACCUCGAGGUGCUGGCCAAGGUGGAGGUGCAGUACAAGACGCUGCCCGGCUGGCAGCAGGACAUCUCCAAGGCCCAGACGUGGGAGGAGCUGCCGGAGAACUGCCGCGCCUACGUCGAGUUCCUCGAGCAGUUCCUCGGCGUCAAGAUCGAGUGGAUCGGCGUCGGCCCCGCCCGCGAGUCGAUGAUCCACCGCGCAUGA